Porites lobata is the source of this 18098-nucleotide messenger RNA. Lineage: Eukaryota; Metazoa; Cnidaria; Anthozoa; Scleractinia; Poritidae. The record is from the annotation of a GenBank genome assembly.
AUGAUGGAAGAAGAAGAUUCGUAUGGAUUUGAACAAACUCUGGUAGGAUAAAUUUAAGUUUCAAAAUGUUUGUGCUCAUUUUGUGGACAACUAGACAUAAACAAAUUUUCGUGAGCGGUUCGCUCGUGCGAAAGUUGGUUGUCGAUUUACUUUGUGUAUUUAAAAUCUAUUGAUUCCAAUUUUUUCCUACAUGAGAAAGAAAAGAAUCGACUACUAAUUAACUGCCUAUAAUACGGUUGUCAAAGCACAGGUUUGGAACGAAAUUAACGCCUGAUAAAUCACUACACGCGUCUGUUCGUUCAGCUGUUCUACAGUAAUUCAGCUUUUCUUGUUGUCAUCACGGUAUUCCCAAACACUUAAAGUUAUGUGUAACGAAAUUAAAUAGUGCCUACAAAAUCUUUGUAAAGUUUUUUCGUGCUUUAUUAGAUUUUGCAAAUUUCGUUUUCGAAUGUUUACCGGUAUCAAAACAACGUGUAUUACGUCCGGUGUUUAUGUACCGGAUAUUUGUGAUGAGUAUAACAUGAGCUGUUUAUUUGAUGUGACGAUUCCUUUUGCGGUCUGUGAAACACUGAUCAAAGGAUACGUGAGCCUAGAUAAAACGUUUGGGAACUCGUUUCUCCCCUUUGGGAUUAGUAAAGCAAGGGAACAGGGCUUAGAGCUCUGGCUGUCACACAUGUUGCAAAUUUGAUCGGGGAGGUUUUUCUCGAUCCGGAUGUUCCGGAUUGCGCCUCUCUUAGAAACCAUCACUUAACCAUUUAAAUUCCAAUUGAUCUGGAAUGUACAAAAACAUAUAAGCAAGCCAACAUUUGUUGAUCAACAAAUGUCGCAGUUGUUGGUAUUCAACAAGUUGCAAUAGCUGUGGCCAUGUGACUGAGAGACGAGAUCCUGGUGUCCAUUCUGCUCUUAUGUUCUUGCUGAAGCUUGUCGCAUUCGUAAGUGGCUAAUCCAUUACUCUGUUUAUACAGCAUAUAGAGAUGUGUGUCAGAUCGCCUGAGCUCCAGAGAUUUCCAUUUAAGAGAAGAUAACAUAUCAGUGACACUGUCUAAUCUGUGUUAGCGCCCGGGUACCCAGCGAGCUGCUCAGCGUUGAAUCAUUUUGACCUGUUGUAUGUUCUUAGCUACGUAAGGGUCCCAGACAGUGACACUGUAUUCAACAAUCAGUCUCACAAGGGCUUUGUAAGCUUGUUCUUUGGAUUUGGCCGAACAAGUGUGGAGAUUGUGACAUAGAAAGUUGCUUUGGUGGUAAUUUCAUGUACAUGAUCAUUCCAGCAUAAAUCAUGCAAGAGGUUGAUCCCUAAAUAUUUAGUAGUAUCAACAGUUUCUAGGACCUAGCCAUGAAGUUUGUACUGAAAUUUGAAAGGUGUACAUCUGCGUGUUACCCUUAUAAUGUUGCACUUGCUUGGAUUAAAUUCCAUACACCAGUCGGAUUCCCAUUUUUCCAAGCUGUGAAGGUCAUCUUGUAAUUGCCAGCAAUUGCUCUCAGUUUUUAUUGUAAGGUAAAUGACAGUGUCAUCGGUAAAAAGAUGGACCCUUGACUUAACAUAGCAUGAGAGAUCAUUUAUAAGAAUAAGAAAUCUUAAUGGCCCCAGCACUGAUCCUUGGGGUACACCUGAUGUUACCGGAACUGAAUGUGAAUGCUCUCCUUCUAGAACUACACUUUGUCUUCUUUUCUCAAGAAAACUUCAACCACUGCAAUGUAGUGUCAUCAAAGCCACACUUAAACAAUUUGUAUAGCAAGCUGUUGCGUGGAAACUUGUCAAAUGCCUUGCUAAAGGUAUUCAUAUUAGCCAUGAAUGGCUAUGGCCCACAGGGGAACAACCUUUUUUUGGGGAACUGAUUUUCGCAAAGUGAAGUUGCCUGGUGAAAUUUUCCAUGGAUACAUCAUCAAAAGGGAGGGGAAAGCAAAAGGGAGCAGAAUGUUCCAAAGUGUUUCAAGGUUUUUGUGUGAGAUUGUAGCUUAGACUGUAGUGAGUAUAAAGUAUCUAGCGGCAAUAAUGCUGGUUUUUGGAGGAAUUUGAAGAUAGUGAAGAUUAAAGAAUUAAAAGUUCACCUUUGAGUUUCAUAUGUUGUAGAUGUAUGGCCGUUUUACGACCACACAGCUUCAAAAAUAUGCCAAGGAACAGGGUGCAAGAUUGCGGAGAGAGCAACAACAGAAGGAACAACAACAAGCUGAGGAUGAUUUUAAAAAUUAUGAUGAUUCUUGCCUUUCAUAUUUUAAAAGUGAGUAUAUUAAAUUUGUGCUUUAUAUAUAUCUGUGCAGAAAGUGAAGUAAGACUAAUCUUCAGUCUUAUUUCGUCAGCCUUCCUUUAUGACAGAGAGGGGUUAUUUACUCUUACAAAAAAUUUGGGUGAGAAGGAGGGAUAGUGUCAAGGUUGUGCUCUAAGAAAAAUUUUAGGGAGCCCCUUGGCCUGAACCUGAAAAAUCCAGGGUGCAUGCUCAGCAUAUGAUUUCUAUGCAAAAACUGAGAUUUCCUAGUCUCCCAUGAGGAAAAGUUAGCUACUACAGGCCACCAGGUGCUAGUAGAGUACAGCCUUGGGUAAACUUAGAUAGUUGUCCAGCCAACACACUAUUGCUCACCGAUUCAAGUAAUUUUUCAAACACAAUAUGCACAAUAUGUUUGUUCUGAUAUCCAGACACCAACCAAUGUCAUGGUUAGCAUGUGUAGUGAUUUCUCUUGUUCUCUCCUGGAAUAUUAGUGAGUUAAAUAACUACAAUCUUGGACCAAGUGAAAUGGAAUAGUAAACCCCCCAUCUCCCCAAAUCAAGGAUGAAGCCGUGCGAAAACCAAAAUGCACCAUUUUCCCAUCCUUGAUUUGGGAGCAUGGGGGACCACGCUGGCUUUUUUUUUCCAAAAUGGGACCCAUCAGCCAGGGGCCUUCAUGGUAAUUAUAUUUUAUUUUGAUGAAGUGAAGGAAUUCAGUUAAGUUAGGUUGUGGCAGCAGUUGAUAGGUCAUUGUUGCCUGAGCAUGCUCAAAUUUUUUUCACGACUGAAAUCAGCUGUACCGUUUGCUUCUCUAGCAAAAAUUAAGCAAGUACUCCCUACUCAGUAAUAUUUUUAUUAGGUACCUAAAUGUAUUUUUGUAUAAUAUUCCUAGUAAUGCUUGUUUCCCCUUAAAUGCUUUCUUUUAGGGUGUAUAGAAUGGCUACGUCCGUGCUGGAGUCGACUGGGUAGCGACUGGGUUUUUCUUUUAAUUCUUGGAAUAAUCAUGGCACUGAUUAGUUUUGUGUUAGAUUUGGCAAUUGAAAAAUGUCAAACAGGUGAGUACAAAUACUAUCACACAAAAACACAGCUCAGAGAUAUUGUAGUUCAGAAAUUUGUGCCCAUAUUGUAUUUUGCUCAUCACAAUUCUAUUCUUCCAUAGAUGGCUAUUGAUAAUUUAGUAAAAUCCAACUAGUGGUCUAUUAUCAAUGCUGCGUUCUAAUAAUAUUAUUGGUUGAGCUACUACUAGGCUAUAUGUUAUAGCCCACUAGUAGCAAAAAGCGCCGGCUUUGAAGACCAAAACAUUGGUGGCUGAACUGUGUUUUGCUAGCUAAAGUUGUUUUGUCUUGAUAUUUUUGACCAACUAGUUGGAUUUUACUAUAACAAUUAUUAUUCGUCUUGCCCCCGUGGCCUCUGAGUCAUUAGCCCAUUUGGCCUUUGGCCUCAUGCUUUGGCUCAGGCUAUUGACUCAGAGCCCAUUCAGGCUCGAGGAAUAAUUGUUAGAUAGACUAGGUUAAACUGGAGUUGAUUGUUAGAAACAGAGCUCUGUAAAAACUGAAAAGUAUUUGUUCACAGUCUUAAAUGUUGUAAUAAUUAUUGUAAAAGAAAAGAAAAAGAAAAAAUAAUACUGUUGUUUAAUCUACAACCUUAAAUUAAUAAAUUAUUUUAACACUAAGAAACAAAAUAAUACCAUAUGGAAGUACAUGAAUGUAAUAAAGGUGGACCAGAGGUUUCAUUUCAGGGGUUACAUCAUAGGAAUUCAAAACAAACUAAAAAGUUAGAGCUACAUAACAUACAUGUAACUUAAAAAUUGACUUUGGGAGUGACAUUGUUGAAUUGGGGCAACACAACUUUUAACCCAGUCAAGUAUUAUUGGUCUAUUAUUUAACUUUCAGCGCACAUUUGGCUUUACAAUGUAUCAAGCAACACUUUCGUACAGUAUAUUGUGUGGACUUGCUUUCCACUGACUCUUAUCACUUUCUCUGUUGGCUUCACAUAUCUUGUUUCACCUCAUGCUAUUGGUAAGUUUUUCACUAUGCAAUGUAUAAAUUUAUACUACAGUCGACUCGCAAUAACUUGAACCUUCAAGGGAAAUUGGAAAAAGUUUAAGUUAUUGGGAGUUUGAAGUAAUAAACCAGAAGUAGGGAAAUGGAAAUAGGAAGGAAUGCAAGCAUCAUGCACACUUCACAGGAGAGCACUUAACAUGGACUCACAAAAAAGUAAAGACCAAAAAUACAUGGUUGUUUUGAAAUAAAUUUAAUGUUUUGGACUACAGUUCACUGCUUUUUUUCGACUUGUCACAUGCUUAAAAACAUGGUUCGAGUUAAUGAUGGUAAAACUGCAUAAAAAUGAUCUGAAGGGAAACAAAAAUUACCUCGAGUUAGUGGGAGGUUAGAGUUAUGGAGGGUUUCGAGUUACUGUGAGUAAAAUUACAGUAAAUGUAUGAAGGAAAUCCAGGGGAAAUCGAUUUUGGUUCGAGUUAGCGAGGGUUCGAGUUAUCGGGAGUCAACUGUAUGUACAAUUGAUUAAGGUGGCUCACACUGACUUCAAGGAUUCUUAGGUGUGACCUCAACAUUGAUGGAUCAAUACAUUAUUAUAGUUGAAAUUAAAAACCACCUUUUUAAAUUCAACCAACAAAGAUGGUAUUAAAGAUACCAUAGUUACCAUAAGUUACCUUGGCAACAUUACAACCCCUGAAAAAUACUCAGUUGAGCUUGGAAAAUAUGAGUCACUGAACCCCUGUUUUUCAGCUUGUCAAAACGUACCUUUCGAUAAAGGUAAAAAUUCUGUCAAUGCAAAAAAGAAAUAUUAGAAAUUGACUAUUGAUUCAAAGUCUUUUUCUCUUGUUUCAGGAUCAGGCAUUCCUGAAAUGAAAGUUAUUUUAAGGGGAACAGUGCUAAAACGUUAUUUGUCAUUAAGAACAUUGAUUGCUAAAGUGGUAAGUUUAAUAGGCUACAAUGCUUUUAAAGUUUUGAGAACUGUUUAUAGAAAGAAUAUCAAAUCUGCACUUGAGUAAUCCCAACAACUAUGUCAGAGAUGAAUGAAGGUAUGAUUUACAUGUAAAUUCUGCACCAUAAUAAUGCUGAGUUACAAGAUGCCUGCACUUUGGCAAACGACAGCUAUAUGAGUAAAAUCAAUGUGCACUGCACUUUUUUGCAGGAAGUCUCGUGAAUACUUAGAUGCUUAUAAAUGAUAAUGUUUCAUCCACUAAGUAGAGUGCUUAUUUGAUUAAACCUUAACUAAUUGAAGCAAUAAAAUGUGUAGACCAGUUCCAUAUUUGAAUUGUCUGUACACAGAUUGGUCUUCUAACUGCAUUAGGAAGCAGUAUUCCAAUUGGAAAAGAGGUGAGUUUUGUGAUUGUGUAGCUGCUUGCAACACUGUACAUAUGACUGUUGUGUUGAGGUUCACUUUUGUCCUUGGUUUGAAUUAAUGUAUAUUUGUUUGUUUAUGGGUAUGUGUGAUAAUGAGAUUGAAAUGAAGGAAAUAAAAAUUUAAACCAAGGAUUACAUUAAAGCAAAAUAUAUAUUUUUGGGUACAAUUCUACUUCCUUUUGUCUUUUUUUGGUUAAUUCAUAGAUGACUAAUAUUUUUUUAAUAAAUAAUUUUAUUAAGUUUGACAUAACUACUUCCCACAGGGACCUUUUGUUCAUAUUGCAAGUAUGGUAGCUCGAUCCAUGGGAAAGUUUGUGGCAUCAUUUAAAGGAAUUUACACAGUAAGAUGAAAUGUUUCUUUUUGAUUGUCGCACUUUGUUUUUAACGAAAGCUUAAAGCUUUUUCCAUCAACAUUGGUCUACUGAUUGCUGGACAGGAACUUAAGUCCACAACUUUUUCCUCAAGGAAUUGCCAAAAAAUUAACAGUUCAAAACUUAGGGUGUUUUAGAAUAUCAUAAUGUUCAACUCUUAAUGAACAUUUACAAGUACUAGCUCUGUUACUAAUCUGUUAUUUUGUAUGAUUGUGAAAUUUUUAGAAUGAGUCCAGAAAUACAGAAAUGUUAGCAGCAGCUUGCGCAGUAGGUGUAUCAAGUUGUUUUGGAUCUCCCAUCGGAGGUAUGUAUUAUGUUACAGGACAAAAUUACAUUCAGUGUAAAAUUUUUUUACCUACCGGUAGGUUGAUUCUCAAUUUCCUUUCCUCCUGUCCCUGAUUAUUCAUGAAUUAGUGCUAGGAGGCAAAGGAAAUUAGGCAUCAACCUAGGUUUAAAAAAAUUAACCUGAAUUUAAUUUUGACCUGUAACAUAUAUGAGCAACAUCGAUGUUCAUGCAGCGACCAUGUAGGGGCAUCAAGGUGGUGUAGUGAAAAUUAAAGAUGGCAGCACAGUAAUAAAGUGAAAAACUGAUAUAUUUGUAUGUUUUUUUGAACAUUUUUUUUUUCAAACCUGUGCAAGAUAGAAUAGCCAUUGUCAAGGGCACGUACAAAAGGUUUGACAUUAUUACUGUAGUAUUAAUUGGUGCAACUUGUAUAUAGUGGUCACCACUCAAAUGUUAAGAGUGCAGUUUUGUAAGAAUGGCAGUUAUUUGCAUUUUGCAAUAAACAAAUUUUCUGUUGGUUCUUUUUUAAAAAACCUUUGCUUAGUUGUGGCUGUUUUACCAGUAACCCCAUUUUGGGGGAAAACAAUAAACAAACAAAUAUGAUUAUUGAACAUGUGAGGGUUAUUAUUCAAUAUCAUAAUCCCACAACUUAUCACUAAUUUUGUUAUUCUAUAGGUGUGUUGUUCAGUAUUGAGGUAACUGCAACAUAUUUUGCCGUGCGGAAUUACUGGCGAGGAUUCUUUGCAGCUGUUUGUGGAGCACUCAUGUUUCGCCUUCUAGCUGUGUUUGAUAAAGAAGAAGGUGCUUUUAUUAAUAGCCACUGAGUUUAAAAUUGUUUUAAAAUUCCGUCUGUUGUAUUCAUUUUCCCGUCCUUGACCUAAUGUGUUUUUAAGAUAAUUUACGUAGCUAGAGCUUUAGUUGAAGCACUCGUCUGAUAAAGCUGACAAGUCUAUUAUGUCCUGAAACAAGAGUAGAAAAAUUCAGUUAAAAACCCUUCAUUAAGCAUAUUGAAGUGCAUAAUUAAUUUGAAGACUUCAACUGUGCGCCAUUGAGUUCAGCAGCUACUCUGAGAAGUGCAACCCCAACUCAAAAACACACAUUUAGUCAUUAACUGUUUGCUUGUUGGGUGUAAUUUCAAAUGCAAGGCCCGUACCAUCAGCAACUUUUGUGACAGUAGAAGAUGGUUAAUACUAGGUAAUUGUCAAAUUACUUGAUAUCUAAACAAAUUGUGUUCUUUUCGCAGAAACGGUUACUGCUCUUUUCAAGACAAAUUUUAGACUAGACUUUCCCUUUGAUGUGGAAGAGUUUCUGGCUUUUGCAUUAAUCGGGUAAGUAAGUCUAAUAUCUGCACUGUUCCACUGCAAACAUUAUUCUCUACCCUCUGUAAGCCCUGCUCCCUCUCUUUGGUCCUCUGAAAUACACCAUUUCAAUAUCAGUCUUCUCACAAUUUUCUCAGAAUUUUAUAAACCUUUAUGUUGUAGGUAUGGAUUAUUUGUGGAAGUAAAAUUUGCUUAUUAGUAAUUUCAUAUUCUCAGAGGCAAACAAUGCAAGGUCAAAAUAAUUAUACUCAGUGUCAGUUGUUAGUAUACUUACAUCUUCAUCUAAGUAACUGAACCCAGUUGUUCGAAGGCCGAUUAGCGCUUAACCCCGGUUUAAAUUUAACGCGGGUUUCUUUUUCUUGUGUUCAAAAGCAUUUUCUUGGAUAAUUUUCGGUGGUAUUUUUAGAGCUUCCUAUCAUCAACUUGUAGACAAAAAGAAUUAAAACUGAAAUGCUUUUUAAGCUUUCAAAUCUGAAUUCAAAUCUCACACUAACACUGGGUUAUCUUAACCCAGCUUUGAACAACUCGGCCCUGGUGUCUAGUCUUAUGUGGUAAUCAGUUUAUGUAUGAAUGUAAAUGAGUUUGACAUAUUUCUUUGUUUUUAGAUUGUUUUGUGGUUUCGGAGGAGCCUUGUUUGUGUUUACACAUAGAAAGCUUGUUGAUAUGCAGAGAACACACAAACACACCAAGCUGGCAAAGUUUCUCACAAAGAAGUAAGUUACAGACAUGGCAACCUCAGCUGGAGAACUGAAUUCUGGAGUCUUUAUCUUGCACUGCACUGCACUGCCCUCCCUUCCCAUCCUCAGCCCACCCCACCCCCAGUAGCAACACAGAAAUAGUUAAUGACAGUGUUGAAAGGACCCUUAAUUAUUCUGCUAGAAACUGCUACAAUUAUUAUUUUAACUUGAGAUUAAUGCUUAAGUUUGGGGCAAAAGUACAAAAAAGUUGCAAGGCCUCUUAUAUAUUGGGAAAUAGUAAAAUAAUUAUGACUCUUGUGGGAGAGUGAGAUAUUUAUCCUCUAUUUUAGAGACUUCUGGAUAAUCCAGGGGUCAGUUGUGUAAAACCCAUAAUUUGUUGGACGUAACCUAUGAUGUCUGGCAGGGUGCAAAUAAAGUCGGUUUUACAGAUUUCAUUUGCCAGGCAGGCAAGUUAAGAACAUAAGUCACUAGCCCGAAAGUAAAAUCCACUAACCACAGGCUAUCUGACACUACUUUCUUUGCACGCUGUCUUGCAUUGAAUUAAGGAGUUUGACUGGGCUGAACAAUUCAAAUAUGCAAUUUUAGUCCCAGGAGAGUCCACAAAAAAGUUAUGCACGUGCUUGCCCUCCUUGAUAAGCCCUAACAGUCUCAACCAUCUUUCCUUUUUUCCAUUAUAUUCUUUAUUAUUUGGUAUCGUAACUAGGUGUUUUGUAACUUUUUAUUACAGCCGUUUUGUGUAUCCAGCUGUAGUGAUUUUCGUUAUUGCUACUAUAACGUUUCCAAAGGGACUUGGGCAAUUCAUGGCAGGAGAGGUGGGUCUUCAUUCCAUGGUUAUCACUAAUAUUAACUAAACAAAGUGUUGUAUGUAGGAAGAAGGAUUAGCAGAGUUGGUUAGUGCACGGCCUUCUGUGCUGGAGAUCCCAAUUGUGACUCCCAGAUGUGACCUCAAAUCCUUCUUUUGACCUCUUUCCUUUCUAUUUAGCUUUAAGGAGGCCCUGCCGGGGGGGUGGGGGGGUCCCAUGUCGCCCAUCUGAAUUUUAAGAUGUCUUGUGUUGGUGUUUAUAAAUGCUUGUCACUUAUUGUCGGCUUUGCCAUCACUGUCGCAAUUUGGCCGAGGGAGGUUGUCUCUUGUCGCGAUUUCAUUUUACGUGCUGUCACUACUUUUUGGGCCAUGUCGCUUGUCGGAAUUUACCCUGGCAGGGCCUCUUUAAGUAGCUGUAAAUAUCCAUAAGAUGGAGCACUGAUGGAGGGUGCACCAUCAGUCUCAGGCUUGUUAGUGAGAUGACUAUUUCAAGUUGCUGACAUAAAAUAAGGACUCCUCACUGUACCUUUUUUAAAAUGAUAACAUCCACCUGUCUUACUAUUGAUUUUUAUACUAAAUAGUGUAAAAUGUCUUUUGUCAUCAGUUAACGUCACAGCAAGCAAUAGAUGAGCUGUUUAUGAACAUCACAUGGUCUGAAGCACAAAACUCUGAAGAUCAAGCAAGUUUAAAUGUUCUAGAACAUUGGGAUGGAGCCAAUACUAAUAUCUAUGUCACCUUGGUUAUAUUUAUUGUCCUUAAGGUACUUAUUGGAAACAUUUAUGGCCCCGGUUGUUCAACAAUGGAUAGCGCUGUCUGCUGGAUAAAUUACUAUACAGUGGAUAAGUAUUAGGGAAACCAAUUGCACUAUUUACUAGAUAGAGAUAAAUCCAGUGGAUUGAAGAACUGGGGCCGUUCUUGGUUUCUGUAGUCUAAUUUCUGGGCUGUUCGAUAAUAUGUGAUCUUUAAAGAAAAAAAUUAUCCAACAUUAUUUUAUAUUCUUGUCUUUUAUCAAUCAUAAUUAUGAAAAACAAAACAAAUGGAUAAAAUUCUCAAAAGGUUUUUUGCUCCUCUGUAAAUCCUCUAUUAAUUUUCAAAAGGUCCAUAGGCUUAAAUUACUUUCAGAUUUCGAUUUAUUUUGUUUGUUUCAUUUCUUUGCAAUUGUGAUUGACAGAGACAAAAAACAUAACUGUUAAUAUUGGUUGAAGCUUGUACUUUAAAGGUUGCAUGUUAUUGAAAAGUGCAGUAGUUUGGGUUUCGUUGUGAUUCUGUAGUGAUGCUGUCUGUAACUUAUCACCAAAUAAAUUUUCUCUUCUCUUGGCUUUUUUUGUUACAGUUUAUAAUGACCGCAGUAUCUGUUGCUUUACCCAUUCCUGCUGGUGUCUUCUUCCCCGUCUUUUUAAUUGGUAAGAGAUUAUUUUCAUGAUUUAUUACUUUAAUAGGUUUUACCCAUGCAGGAAUGUAGAGAUGAACCUGAGAUCUACAACUACCAACAGAUUCAACUCUCAAAUAACAAACUAAUGGAAUCUUACGGGUAGGCUUGGCCUGGUUUGACUGUGAAUGCAAGCAUCAAUCAUUUGAGUUAUUGCUGUUUUUGUAGGAGCGGCAUUUGGUCGUCUUGUGGGCGAAGCCAUGGCAACAUGGUUUCCUGAUGGUGUUAACUCUGGAGAUGCUAUCACACCCAUUGUUCCUGGAGGAUACGCUGUUGUUGGUAAGGACAUAUGAUAGAACUAAGUUUUCUGAUGUAGCUGUACUGUUUCUCUCAAGCCUACUCCACAAGUUUAAAGAAUUAAUUGUUGUUGGAAAUACAGCCAAACCUCCCUUAAGCAAUCACCCAAAAUGGGAAGAAUUAAUGGUUGCUUAUGGAAGGUGAUUGCUUAUGAGGAUCAAACCACAGGGGGUGUCUUCCAACAAGAGGUUUGGACUCAUCUACUCUAGCGAAGAUGAUUUAAUGCAUGCAAUUUCUAAGUUUCAAUGCAUGUAUGUGCAGUUCUAUGUUGUCACUAAGAGUUCUUUGCAUAUACCUUGGGUGCAUUCCUUUGGGAUGACCCAUCUCAUGAUCAGUGAUACAGAGAUCACUCAGAUCACAUGCAUCAAAGAAAGUGAUGAAUUCUCUCAGGGCAGCUAUUUAUUGGUUCCUUUGAUGCACAUGGAUCUAAAUAAUCCUGGAUCCCUGAGGAUUCCAGAGGCCCUGCUAGGGGCGGGGGUCCCAUGUCACCCAUCUGAAUUUUAAAACGUCUCGUGUGGGUGUUUAUAAAUGCUUGUCGCUUAUUGUUGACUUUGCCGUCACUGUCGCAAUUUGGCUGAGGGAGGUUGUCUCUUGUUGGGAUUUCAUUUAACGCGCUGUCACUACUUUUUGGGCCAUGUCGCUUGUCAGAAUUUACCCUGGCAGAGCCUCAUUCCACCCCUAAACUUUUAGUCAUUUCUUUCAUUUUCCAGGGAAACAGCUGAUCAUAGUUAUAUGUGCCUACUGUUUUUGUUUUGUGGUACACAGGAGCUGCAGCAAUGUCAGCAGCUGUUACACACACCAUUUCUACAUCUGUGAUUGUGUUUGAACUCACUGGACAAAUCACACACAUUCUACCUGUUAUGGUAUGUUCUAUGCAAUCCUUAACUUGUACAGUGCUUGGGUGACUAGUCAGAAUAAAGGUGCAAGUAUCUUUUCACUUCUGAUAAAAUACUAGAUUUAUCUUCCAGUGUGUCUGGUACAUACUUGUCAAUCAUGGAGAGAAUUUGAAAGUAGAUCAGGAGACACUUGCCAUGGGCCUUAUUCCAUCCAUCCGUUCACAGUUUAAAUUAAUAUCAUAAUCUUCUAUUUUGUUCAUUUGGAUUGGAACUGUGCAUUAUAUUAUUGCCAGUCUCACAACUGCAUCCUCAGCUGUAUUGAAGAAUGCAAAAUGAUUGCAUACAUGAAUUAAUCUGAUUAAUUUCUUUUUCUAUUGUAGAUUGCUGUUUUGAUUGCUAAUGCUAUUGCACAGUGGCUGCAGCCAUCAUUUUACGAUAGCAUUAUUCAAAUCAAGAGGCUGCCAUAUCUUCCUGAUGUUACAAAAACUCAGUAAGCAACAAACACAGAGUUUCUUCGGACUCCACUUAUAUCUGCUGUGCUCUAAGGAAACCUGAAGGGAGCCCAGUGCUCUGAAGCUGUAAAUUCUAGGUUGCCCAGCAUAGGAUUUGUAUGGAAAGACUAAGACUCUUGUUGGCCAAGAGCAAAAGUUGGGUGCUAGGGGUGACCAUUGCUCUGCUAGAGCACAGCCCCAUAGACAAUUUAUUUCACCUCUAUCCCUGACAUCAUUGAAAACACCUUUGAAUGAUGUAGCUGAAACGUUUAAGGGUUUGGACAACAUCCCUUGGUAUGACUUUAAAUGAACUCACUUUGUUAGAACCUGCACUUUUUAAUAGUACAAUUUUGCUAUUUUUUUUCUCCCUAUUCUACAAAUUGAGAUUUUUUUUUUUUGUUACCUGUUUGGAGUAGAAAUUUCUGAUUGGUUUGUCUUAUGACUUUCAGGGUUUAUAAUUUACUUGUCGCUGAUAUAAUGAAGACCAAACUUUUCUACAUCUCAUACACCUCCAAGUACGCUGACCUUAAAGCGCUCCUGGAAAAUUCAGAUCUACGUUCAUAUCCACUGGUAGAUUCUGAAGGUAACUAAUUAAAUAUGCUAGUUUCUUUUUACUUGGAAACUUGUUGAAAAACUCUUAUUUGGGCACAUACUCUCUUUCCCAAUGUACCCCAAUUCCCCUCCCCCCCUCCCCCACCCAAGCCAAGGGUAUUCUAUGAAUCUUUGGUUGGGAACAUGCCACUGGGGCCCCAGAGCCCUAAAUUUUGCUACUAGAGAACUCCCCAAAUCCCUUGCUAUUGAUCACAGAGUCACUAUAAUUUUCUUUGCUAUUGAACUGGGUUGUAGGUAAAUUUAAAUUUGUUGACUUCUAUUUUUUUUUUUUUGAGUGGCAAUGCAUGCUUUCCAUAGUCUUGAAUAAAAUCUUCAACAAAUUGAUCAGUUUCCUGGAAAUUGAUACCCUUAUUCUAGACUUAAACUAUUUGAUUUGUGUACCCCAUCCCAUACUUAACUGCUUGAAGACCAUACCCUUCACAGCAUUAUUUCCUUAAAUAUGUACUAUAUAGCCUAUAUAUGGUAGUAUUACUCCCCCCAGGACACUCUUUUAUUGCUCAUCAAUCCAUUUUGAACAAAGGGCUGAUACUGUACCUCUCCACUAAGGUGAUUACAAGUGUAACAUGAAUUCGCUCAAAAUAAAGUUGAGUCAUUAUUGUGUGAGAAGCUGUGUGCUCUCCAGCCUUAAACCGGGUCUGUGGGGAAUGAAGUAAACCCAUCUGUGGAGACUCAGGUGCAGGAAGUCUUGGUGUUGUUUACAUGCUAAUAAUAAUAAUAAUGUUGUUGAAAAUUCCAACUUAGAUUCCAAAACUUCUCCUUGGCUCAACAAUCAGUGAAGAAGCAACUUCAAUCACUUUUCAAUCAACACAUGGGCAAAAAUUGAAAUUUCAAACCAGCAGCCAGGCAGAGAGUGAAACAACAAGGCUUUGAUUAAACCCCAGCUUGGACACACAAUAAGAAUCACUUCCUGAAGGUUCAAUUAAACCCAUCUCUGUGAAACUCAGGUGCAAACUCUUGGGAUGGGGAAUGUUAAAGACAAAGGAAAAACCCAUCAACCCAAAAAACCAGGCAAAAUUUGAAUUCUCAUUUGUUGCCCCUAUACAUUUGAUACUGAUCACUCUUACGGCCUAAAGGGUUUAAGUAGCCAUGCAUACACAGGCAAUCUAAUCUAGUGGUUUCUUGCACUGCUAGACUGUUCAGUAGUCUUUGUCCUUUUGCUCUUGACCGUUGAUUUAGUGGUACUGAUUACUGAAGAUACAUUUUGAAAACUUAAGAGGUUGAGCUUCAAAUGAUUUUAAAUGGACGCAGACUGCAGAUUAUCGUUUUCACCAUGCAAAUGAGUUUGUGACAACAAUAGUGCCAUUGUUUUCUAACCCUAAAAAUAAUAGUCCACAGUCAGUCUACAGUCUGCAUUUUACUCUGCCCUCCUUUUAAUGCUAAUCCUCAGAAACUAAUCUUUACAUUAUUUGAAGGUAUAGUGUGACAUUUGUGAGCGACAUUUCUUUCAGGGACCACAGCAGUGAUGGCCAUGUCUCUCCUACGACAGUUGAAGUGUCAGCUCAAGUAUCACAAAAAGUAUGUCUUGUUACAAAACAAUAACUGCCGGACAGAUCAGAUCAUCCAUUUGCUUACUUUUUUGUUCAGUCAGUCACAAAAUAUAAAACAAUCACUUGUGGAAUCCAAUGAUUAAUUUUAUAAUUUUUUAUGUUUAUUUUUUACUUUGAUAGUCAAGGUCUUGGAGAAUAAGUAUUUUAAUAACUUGUUUACAAUUGGCAAGUUUACAAGUAAUUUAGUUAGUUUUUCAUGUUUCAAAGAAAUAUUCUUUAACACCAGGGGAGGAAAUUCUUGAAAGUUGCACCAGACUUCCAGAACCCAUUUGAAUCUCUUCAUCAGUGAUGUUUGCUGUUAUUCGCAGCAAACCUCAGAGAAUGUCAUUGAUGAAGGGAUCCGGAUGAGUGCUGAAAGCUUUGCAUAACUUUCAAGAAUAUGUUGGUGUUGAAGAAUAAUUAUUUCUCUACAAUAUUGUUAUAAUGUCCCAACACUCAGAGUUGAAUCUCAAUUCGGUCACUUUUUAAUGUUUUUGUUUUACUCUGCAGGUCACAAGCCCAAGACUUUCCACUGGAAAGUCUCUGUUAGAUAAAAUAACAGGUACCCUUAAAUGCUUGUGUUCUUUGUUCAAACCUUGCAAACUGCAAAAUUGAAAUUCCCCGAGCAAUGCUUGAUGCUGUCAGAAAUUCAUUUUCUUUUUGAUGACUUGCAGUUUUUUUGUUCAUUUUCUAGUUCCUGCUAGACUUCAUAAGCUGUUUGGUAGUGGGUCAGCUCUUAAUGAUGCUGAGGUUGGUUUGUUCUUCCUUUUCUGAUUUGAAUUAUUUGUGACACUUUGUUCCAAAUAAAAGUUGCUCUAGGUUGCUAUCUUGUGCUAAAUUACACCAGCUAUCAUAAUGGUUAACAACGAGAAUGCCUUUUGUAUAGUUUACUAAUUCAAGUACAAAGCAAAGUUAUCACUUCCAGCAUUUUGGACUAUGCUGUUACAAUAUUAAUUUUACCUUUUAUCUAUUGCUAAAAUGAGCCUAAAGAAUUGUAACAUAAUUCAGUCUGAGUGCAAAGCAUGCAACGCAACUCUUAUAUUUCUCUCGUGUUUUCAAACUUCCUGGUCAUUCUUCACAGCUCAGUUACCAUAACUACUCUUUAAAUGAAAGAAUUUUGUUUUCUUUCUUGUAGAGAAUAGCUGAAGCAAGUGAUAAAGAUGGUCCUAAUGGAGAACAGGUAAGCUCAUUAUCACCUUGUUCUUGUGAAACUCAUCUAUUAUUCAUAACAAGGAAGUAAAUAUGGACUGUCAGCAAUGCUGACGGUUUGUUUUGAGAGCACGAUUCAUCACCUGCUCUUAAUGGUCUGUAACAGUGCAUCAGUGUUGGACUUGACUGAGAAUUCUUGACAAUUUGAAAAGCUAUAGCUGGCAUUUGAUUCUUAAUUUUUCAGUUGAUUAGAUUACCCUGACAUUGGCAUAAAAAUAUCAUCUGCUGUGUUCUGUUUUCUCAACCCACUCCUCGCCAUCUGUAUAUCAGAAGAAACACCUAAAACUGUCAAACAUCUAACCCUUUAAACCUUAAGAUCAAAAUUUGAAUUCUCAUUUGUUGCCCCCAUUCAUUUCCUAUAGAAGUAGUGGGAAGAAUUCGAAGUUGAUAAAAUAUCAAGCAAAUUCAUCCUGUGUGAUCAUGUCUGUAAUUCUCAUGACCUCUCUAUUUUACAAAGAAUUGAUAUUACAAGGAGAAAUUUGAUGCUGAUCACUCGUGAGGCUUAAAGGGUUAAUACUCUCCAAUGAAAGACUACAUAUCCAGAAAGAUGUUGUUGUUAAAUUUCUGGGUGUCAACGACAAUGGUUUAUCAUUGCCGUGAUGGCCAUUCCAUAAUUUACCAGCGUUCUUUGUUUUUAUCACAGCAAAUUCAAUGGGAAAGAGAACUACUACAGAGGACAAUAGACUACAGUAAUUGUCAAAUAGAUCCAGCUCCAUUCCAGCUGGUGGAGAGAACAUCUCUCCUUAAGGUAUAUCCUUUUUACAACAUUAUUUUCAAUACCUUAGCAUAUGGACAAAUAACAGUAGAUUAUGAUGUAAUAGUAUAUCAUAUAAUAGUAUAGCCCCUAACCCAUUAUAGUCUAUUGACAAUAGACCCCAUAGUAAGUUACUUUUGAGGCAAAAUUUAUCCAAGCCACCAUUUUACCCUAUAAAGCCCAGUGGUGGAUCCUAAAAUGAAAUCAUCUCUAGGCCCAAAAAAUUUUCUCAACCCCAAAAUCUCAAAAAUGUGUGACCCCAUUCUAGUAACUCUUAUGAAAAUGUAACCCCGUUUCAGUUGUGCAAUCCAUUAAUUCUCAAUCCCCAUUUUGUAUGUUGGGGUUGUUUUAAACUGAGUUACGAAUCAGAUCGCCCACUUACUAGAGAUUUCUGCUAAUAUCAGCUGCCCAUUAGAAGUUUUGUCAUUUUAGGUUAUUAAUGUUGAAAUUUAUCAGCCAGUUGCAGAAUUGCAGGUAGCCAUUCUCCGUCUCCAUCCUCCACCAAUACAUAGAAGCUUUUUGCUUCUACAAUGGCGGUAGCAGCAAAGGCAUCACACAAAAUUAAUAGUGAAUUCACACUACCUUAAACUUUUUCGCUCUUAUUCCAUCUUGUUCAUUUUUAAUUCUUCAAAAUGUUGGCAAAUUUUUCUGAAGUUGAACUCUAAAAGACUGUUAGUUCAGAAAAAGAAAAAUUAAAAUAAUCGUUUUCUCAUGGUCAUGUCCUUCAUAUAAUGUGAAAUUACGAAGUCUCACGUCCUGGUCAUGCAGUGACGGCAAAGAGAUGUACAAAAAUGUGUGAUGCAUUUGCAGAGUUGUUGUUUUGUUGUUAUCUGAACCUACAUGUAUGACUCUUUGGCCUUUCUUAUUGCCGUCACUAUAAUCUUUGUUAAAGCUCCUUGAUAUUGUACUGUUUGCAUCUACGAGCGAAUGUUAGACUUUGGUUUUAAUUUUAUUUGAUGAUGUCUUGCAGGUUCACAAGCUUUUUGCACUCCUUAACCUUUCGCAUGCUUAUGUGACUACUCUGGGUCGACUGGUGGGUGUUGUAGCUCUCAAAGAGGUAAGUAGAGAUCAGUAGAGCGAUUUUCUUAUGACCUUGAAAAAUGGUUUUGCUAAGUGUUUGUUAUUUGUUUUAUCAGCCAAUGGAUGAAAAGAUCAAAACAUGGCCUCUUCGUUUUCCCACCAAGGAAAACCCUAAUAUGGAGAAGGCAUUGUUUGAUUGGCCAAUCGUGUUGCAGUAUGAUGUUAAAAGCGAAGUAUUGAUUGAACUCUAGAAAGUUCUUCGGGCAUGAAUUUUCUUCAGCUGAUUAUUCACUUAACCAACCAAAAGCCAUGCAUGUUUGUAUCUGUUCGAUAUACCAAUCAAGUCGCUCUAUUUCUGUUUGUUUGUUGUUUCUGUUUUGUUUGAGCGUUUUCAUUCAAAGGUCAGGAUUGCAACAUUAACCUAUUGGCUGCUCUAUGCUACCUCAAUCUACAUGAAGAGUCCUUGUAAAUAUUUGUUUAAAAAUAUAUUACUAAUUAACACAGAAUUUUUAAACUUUCACUUUGAAUUUUUUUCAAGAGUUAUUGAACAUUAGAGACCCUCAUGAGACCCUCAUACCUUUUUGUCUUUUUUGGACACCUUAAUUUGGAUGACAAAUAAUCAUCUAAUUUCAAUGCACUUUUCACUGUGUGCAUUUCAGAUAAAACACUCCUUCUUCUUUUUGAAGUGUAAAUUCUCACUUGUUUUCAUUGCAGGUUCGCCAGGCAAUCGAAGGUGAGAGGUUUAUGGAUAAAACAAAUGUUGAUGCUGUGGAGGAGAUGGGUAGCGGAAGCUUUAUAUCAACACAGGAUCAUGAUGUUAUGCUUCAGCCAUACAAUAACGCGCCCCACCCCACUGUAGAAGUCUCUGAUCCUCAUUUAUAA